This is a messenger RNA of Thyridium curvatum, 1938 nucleotides long. RefSeq lists its product as uncharacterized. NCBI's taxonomy places the organism in Eukaryota, Fungi, Ascomycota, Sordariomycetes, Thyridiales, Thyridiaceae. The transcript has 4 exons. The coding region runs from base 1 to 1938 and encodes 645 amino acids. The record is from RefSeq and is a predicted model, not a curated record. Gene Ontology annotation, molecular function: glycosaminoglycan binding; N-acetylglucosamine-6-sulfatase activity.
AUGAAGGCCUCGACGUUGCUGUCUGGUGCCCUCCUGGCAGUCACGGCUCAUUCCCGUGACUGCAAACCUCGUCCAGACAAGCGUCCAAAUAUCGUCAUGAUCAUGACCGAUGACCAGGACUACCGUCUCGGAUCCACAGACUACCAAUUCGUGCUACAGCGGUUGAUCAAGGCCCAAGGCGUCGAGUUUCUAAACCACUACGCCACGACAGCCAACUGUUGCCCCAGCCGUGCUAGCUUCAUGAGAGGGCAGAUGGUCCACAACACCAACAUCACGCAUGUCAAUGCGCCGGGAGGAAACUACGACAAGUUUGUUGCCAGCGAGCUGGACCAGGACUAUCUUCCUCACUGGAUGAACGCUGCUGGCUACCGGACCGAAUAUAUUGGCAAGUUCCUUAACGGCUAUGGGCUCACCAACUAUCUCGAAGCACCAAAAGGGUGGCACCAUGUGGACGCUCUGCUCGACCCUUACACCCAGCAGUUCAACACACCAGUCACUUCCAUCAAUGGAGGACGCCCUAUCUGGUACACCGGAUUCCAUCAGUCCGAUGUCGUCCGUGCCAAAGCGGUCGACCGCAUCGAGCAUCUCACCUCCCAGGAGAAACCAUUCCUGCUUGUGCUAGCUCCGUCCUCUCCUCAUGUGCAAAACGACAUCCAGGAGACCGUCCCGCUCGCACGCCACGCCCAAGAUUUCGAAAACGUGACCGCACCCCGAACUCCCAACUUCAACCCUUCCGAGGAGUUCCAGAAGCAAAAGGGUAGCUGGCUGCCGACUCUGCCCCUCAUGAACGACACCAUCAUUGCAUUCUCUGACCACGCAUACCGGCAGCGCAUCCGUGGUCUGCAAGGCGUCGAUGAGAUCAUGGAGGACGUGAUCAAUACGCUUGAACAGAAGGGCGUGCUCGACAACACCUAUGUCAUCUUCACAAGCGACAACGGGUACAAGGUCGGCACGCACCGCGUCCCCGCAGGCAAGGCCACCUUCUACGCCGAGGAUUCCAACCUUCCCUUCUUUGUCCGCGGGCCGGGGAUCCCAAAGAACAUAACGUCAAAGAUUCCCGGAGCCCACCUGGACCUUGGCCCUACGUUCUUGGACAUUGCCGGUGUUCCCCAGGACAAGUGGCCGUCGUUCUUUGACGGCCAGAGUCUUCUCCCCCAAUGGCACGACCCCGAAAGCUCGACGGGUGAUGGCAACGGUGGUGGCAACGCCAAAGAGACCCUCAACGUGGAGUUCUGGGGACUCUGUAUUGUCGAGGCACCUAACGCUGCCGAAUUGGGUGUCCCGUUCAAGAAGAACAGCUACAAGACCUUGCGUAUUGUGGGUUCCGACGAGUCCUGGCUCUACUCCUACUGGUGCACGGGUGAGGUCGAGCUGUACAACACGGCAAAAGACCCCUACGAGUUGACUAAUCUGGCCCUCAACCCAACCCCAGAGGUUCAGCAGCUUCUCAACCGCCUCAAUGCCAUCCUGCUCGUGACCAAGUCGUGCGAGGGCGGUACUUGCAGGCAGCCGUGGGGCCUCCUCCAGCCCAACGAUAAGCCGAACGAGAUUGUGUCUCUGAAGCAGGCCAUGGACCCCAAGUACGACGUCUUCUUUGCCAAGUUCCCCAAGGUCAACUUCAAGGAAUGCCUAGCGGUCCAGGACGUCGCCAACGAGCAGCCGUUCUAUCCUCCCCUUCCGGACAACGGGAGCGGGGGUCUGGGCCGCGGUCACAGAACCACACCCGACGGCUGGGAGAAGCCCAAGGGCAAGCAGGUUCUCAGAAGCAAAGGAAAGUACGGAACUGCAGAGCAGCGACAUGCUACGCUUGAGGAUGUCAUGAAGAAUGCACACUACCUGACCGAUGACGAGAUCGCCGGCAAGCCCAAUUCAACACAGCAAAAGCGAGCAAUCGAGGUGCAGAUGCUGGAGCCUUCCUGGUUUGAGUGGAUCGGCUGA